Musa acuminata AAA Group (dessert banana) is the source of this 3536-nucleotide messenger RNA. Its product is annotated as ATP-dependent zinc metalloprotease FTSH 12, chloroplastic. The coding region runs from base 60 to 3107 and encodes 1015 amino acids. Gene Ontology annotation, cellular component: m-AAA complex; chloroplast thylakoid membrane. Gene Ontology annotation, biological process: mitochondrial protein processing; embryo development ending in seed dormancy. The transcript is spliced from 19 exons. Gene Ontology annotation, molecular function: ATP hydrolysis activity; ATP binding; ATP-dependent peptidase activity. Lineage: Eukaryota; Viridiplantae; Streptophyta; Magnoliopsida; Zingiberales; Musaceae. The record is from RefSeq and is a predicted model, not a curated record.
CCCUAUCGCUUCUAUGUUCUUCCCCAAUCCCAUCCUCUUCCUCGCUCCCCAAAUAUUGAAUGGGCUCCUUCGCAACCCGUUCGCCACCAAUCUCCCCCUCCCCCUCCCCCAUCUUUCCGACGGCGCGUAGUCUCCUCUUCCUCCGCCCCUUCCCUCCGCCUUCCCCUACCCACCGCCGAGGAAGGCGGCGCUUCCCAAGAACGACGGUCUUCCGUGCUUCCUCCUCGAGCGGAGACGGAUCGGCGAGUUUCACCUGGGAGAACUUCUAUGAGUCCCUCCGCCGUGGUUCGGCGCGGUUUACCUCGAGUUUUGGGGAACACCUCAAGAAGGAGACGGGGAUCGAUCUUGAGAGCGCCAAUGCCACGGCCGCUGUGCUGGUGGAGCGAACCCGGGACGCCACCAAGAAGGGAAUGGCGGCCGUGGAUCAGUUUCGGUCGGAGUGGCUGUCGGAAUUCUUGGAGUGGAACAAGUGGGAGAAUUGGAAGGAUCUUAGAAAGUGGGAACCAAGACGAAUCGGGGCAUUGAUCCUGUAUAUCAUUGUUGUUUCAAUUUCAAGUCGCAAGUUCUAUGUGGCUUUAACUAGCCAAAUUAAUCAACAGAGCAAGAGAGAAUUGACUGAGGCCUAUAUGGAAGCUUUAAUUCCUGAGCCAUCUCCAGCUAAUGUUAGGAGAUUUAAGAAGGGCGUAUGGAGGAAGACAAUGCCUAAAGGACUAAAAAUCAUGAAAUUUAUUGAAGGACCUAGUGGACAACUUAUUCAAGAUAAUUCUUAUGUUGGAGAAGAUGCAUGGGAUGAGGAUCCUGAGCUACCUCAAGAUACUAUAUCUAAAAUCAUUGAUAGUGACAAAAAUUUGAGCCUUGAAGAUAAGAAAAGCUUGAAAGCAAAUUUAAGCAUCUCUGAUGCUGUUGGCACUUCAGUGGAUGGACAAGAGAGUUCAACAACAUGGCAAGAACGACUAAGCAAGUGGAAAGAAAUUCUGCAAAAGGAGAAACUUACUGAACAAAUUGAUUCAAUUAAUGCUAAGUACGUAGUUGAUUUUGAUAUGCAAGAAGUGGAAAAAAGUUUGCGUAAAGAAGUUGUAGAAAGGACAUCAGAUACAGCUGGUAGCAGAGCACUUUGGAUUUCUAAGAGGUGGUGGCAUUAUCGUCCAAAAUUGCCGUAUACCUAUUUCCUCAACAAACUCGAUAGUUCUGAGGUUGCUGCUGUUGUCUUCUCUGAGGACCUCAAGAAGAUAUAUGUAACAAUGAAAGAAGGCUUUCCUUUGGAGUAUAUUGUUGAUAUUCCGCUUGAUCCUUACUUGUUUGAGAUUGUCUCGAGUUCGGGGAUCGAAGUUGAUCUCCUUCAAAAGCGGCAAAUUCAUUACUUCCUUAAAGUUGUGUUUGCAUUAUUACCAGGAUUACUUAUAUUGUAUCUCAUCAGAGAGUCAGUGAUGCUUUUGUAUAUUACAAAUAAGCGCUUUCUUUAUAAAAAGUAUAACCAACUUUAUGACAUGGCUUAUGCAGAAAACUUUAUACUGCCGGUAGAAAGUUCUGGUGAGACAAAAUCUAUGUAUAAAGAAGUUGUUUUAGGUGGUGAUGUUUGGGAUCUUUUGGAUGAGAUAAUGAUUUACAUGAACAAUCCCAUGGAUUAUUAUGAAAAGCAAGUUGCAUUUGUCAGGGGUGUGCUUAUUUCAGGACCACCUGGUACUGGCAAAACACUUUUUGCAAGGACAAUCUCGAAGGAAAGUGGACUGCCUUUUAUUUUCGCAUCUGGUGCUGAAUUUACAGAUAGCGAAAAAAGUGGGGCUGCAAGAAUUAAUGAAAUUUUUUCUAUUGCCAGAAGAAAUGCUCCUUCUUUUGUGUUUGUGGAUGAGAUUGAUGCUAUCGCUGGGCGUCAUGCAAGGAAGGACUCACGGAGACGUGCAACAUUUGAGGCUCUGAUGACACAGCUUGAUGGAGAGAAAGAGAAAACUGGUGUGAACCGUUUUUCUUUAAGGCAAGCUGUAAUAUUUAUCUGUGCAACUAAUCGACCAGAUGAGUUGGAUGCUGAAUUUGUCCGUCCAGGGCGCAUUGACCGGCGCCUAUACAUUGGGUUACCUGAUGCCAAACAACGAGUACGGAUUUUUGGUGUACAUAGUGUUGGAAUGAAGCUUGCUGAAGAUGUGGACUUUGGAAAGCUUGUUUUUCGUACUGUUGGCUAUUCUGGAGCUGACAUUCGAAAUCUUGUCAAUGAAGCAGCGAUUAUGUCAGUAAGGAAGGGUCACUCAUUGAUAACCCAGCAAGACAUCAUUGAUGUGCUAGAUAAACAAUUGUUGGAGGGAAUGGGGGUAUUGCUAACAGAAGAAGAGCAACAGAAAUGCGAAGCAAGAGUUUCCAUUGAGACAAGGAGACUGUUGGCUGUGCAUGAAGCUGGUCAUAUUUUGCUAGCUCAUUUAUUCCCCCGCUUUGAUUGGCAUGCAUUCUCUCAGCUACUUCCUGGUGGUAAGGAGACUGCAAUAUCUAUAUUUUAUCCUAGGGAAGACAUGGUGGAUCAAAUUCAAGAAUACACUACUUUUGGGUACAUGAAGAUGCAAAUGGUAGUUGCACAUGGUGGACGUUGUGCUGAACGAAUUGUUUUUGGUGACGACGUCACUGAUGGAGGAAGAGAUGAUCUUAAAAAGCUCACUAAAAUUGCUAGAGAAAUGGUGAUAAGCCCCAGAAAUUCAAGAUUGGGCCUGACAACCCUUGUGAAGAGGGUUAGGCGGACGGAUCGUCCAGAUAAUCCUGAUGGUGAAUUGAUCAAGUUUAAGUGGGAUGACCCUAAUGUGAUACCUGCUGACAUGACUCCUGAGGUGUCUGAACUUUUCACCCGAGAGCUUACAAGGUAUAUUGAAGAAACAGAAGAACUUGCCAUGAAAGGUUUAUUGCAGAACAGGCAUAUCCUGGAUGCAAUAGCCAUAGAACUUUUGGAAAAAUCAAGGAUCACUGGACUGGAAGCGGAUGAAAGAGUUAAGCAAAUGUCCCCGGUAAUGCUUGAAGAUUUGGCACAACCAUUUCAAGUUAACUUGGAUGAGGAUGGACCAUUACCUGUCAACAAACAUUUGCAUUAUCAGCCACUUGACAUUUAUCCUGCUCCUCUCCACCGGUGCUGAGUCGAGUUAAAUUGGAUCAUCAGUUUCUCUGGUUUGGUGGUCUUAAAUGCCUCGAGGAGACAGAAAUUGGAGGGUUCGAGUAAUCCUUGUGAUGAUUUGUUUGACAAAUGUUGUUGACAGCUUCUGAUCAUGUCGCCAACUAUAGUUUUACUUUGGCUGCCGUUGCACAGCUGAGAUUCACGAGGGCAUAGGAGGGAGGUUACGAUCAACUUCCGUCUGUGACCAUUUUUCGGUUGUCAGAUAGGAAUAUAAGCUUCUGUAGGAGGCAAUCUUGGAUUCCUUCUGUAGCUUCCACAUGUCUGCACAAGUAAUGACGUUGCGUAAUUUAAAGAUCAAUUAAUUGUCGAAACUCUUUGCCUGUCAACUUUAAAGGUGUGUAGCCUUACUUCAAGUAACAGUGGAGGGGUGACCAACCAUAUGUUAUGUCAA